CAAAAAGCGAAACAAAAACAAAAACAACAAAAAGACAAAGUGAAGCGAAAAAGUUUAAAAAUAUAAAAACAAAAUGGCUUGCAGCUUAAUUUCAAGCAACAAAAGUGCGUGAAAAAUUUAUUAAAGCCACUUUCGUUUUCGUUGUGCAGGUGUGCGUGCAGGCGCUGGCGCCUGUGUGCGUAAAAAUACUACGCGCUGCUGCUGGCUGCAAGCUGCUUUAAGCCAGUUGUUGUAGCUGUUUGCAUUGUUGUUGGCGCUUCUGCUUUGGCACGCCAACAGCGACAGGCAACGCAAAGGACUUCGGUGUGCCAGUGCUGCCGACAGCAGCAGCGGUUGUAACGGUAGCAGAAGGACGCACGGAAAACGGUGAAACUGGAAACGUGCGCGUCGCGUGUGGUGAUAUAACAACGGUAUAAAGUUUUUCUCCACAUCUUUUUGUGUGUGGCCUUUUUGUUGUUUGUGGAGUAGUGUGAUUUUUUUACAACCGCGUUGCGGUGCGAUAAAGCGCAUUUACCGUUAUUUGAAUAAGCACAUUAAAUAAAUGAAAGAUUUAUGUUCAACGCUCGGUUCACAUAUGCAAAAAUGUCGUGUUGUGGAUAAAAGCACAAAAAAGAAAGGAGACAUCUGUACAAUCCUACAGCAUUCAAAGUUAUAGUUUUGGCAGCAUUUUUCACAAGAAUCGCCUAUCCGCGAUACUCAAUAGGAGUUAAGUUCGUCGUUCGUCUGCACUGAGAAAUACAUUUUGGACACAACAAAUUAUUUAGCAAUUGCAACGUGAUUGGUUGGUGGACAAUAAUUAAAUGAGGCAACAUGGGAAAUGGCAUGAACAAGGUGUUGCCCGGACUCUACGUUGGCAAUUAUCGCGACUCGAAGGAUCAGCAGCAGCUGGACAAGCAUCAAAUUACACACAUUAUAGCCAUACACGAUAGCCCAAGGCGCUUGCUGCCGGACAAACACUAUCUGUGCGUGAUGGCUGCCGAUACACCGGAUCAGAAUCUCUCGCAGUAUUUUUCAGUUUGCAAUGAUUUCAUUCAUGCUGCGCGUCUCCGUGAAGGUAAUGUGCUGAUUCAUUGCCUGGCCGGUAUGUCACGCUCCGUUACUGUGGCGGUGGCGUACAUUAUGACCGCCACCAAUUUGAGCUGGAAGGAAGCUUUGAAGGUAGUGCGCGCUGGACGCGCCGUUGCCAAUCCGAAUAUCGGUUUCCAGACCCAGCUGCAGGAAUUCGAAAUGUAUCGUUUGAUGGAGGAGCGCAGACGUUUGCGUGAACGCUUUCCCUCAACAGCGCUGGAGCAUUUGGAUCGUUCAAAGUGCUCAGCAGCGUUGGAUAACUAUCAGGAACUCUUGCAGAAUCGUGACAUUUGUGAAGGAAAUUGUACACGCGGUGAAAAGUGUCCGACAGGUGUCUGCAACAUGGAUCCAUCGAAGGGUCUAUUCCGUCGUCGUCCCUCUUCCGCAUCGACGCGUUCACGUCUUCGCGGUCAGCCAUCCACUUCGAGUGCUUCAGCAUCGCCUUCGAUAUCCGCUGCUGGCAUCGCUAAUGUAAUCGCCACAAAUGUGGCUCAAUCGUGUCCAACUUCACCAAGUCAUUCGCCGGCCACACGUCGUUCGCUGGGCACCCAGAAAAUACCCGAAGAUGAGGAGGCGCAAAACCCACCCACACAAACGACAACUACCACAACAACAGCGCAAAUAAACAACGCAACCACGACGACCACCAACAACAGUAACACGACCACCACGUCUAACACGAACACUACUACCAACACUACCACCGCAGCGUUGUCGCCGCUGAUAGCGACAGCGAGUAGUUCAAAAGAGGCGGCCGAAUAUGCGGCCGCCAUCAACGAUGCGAAACGUGAAAGAGAAGCUCUGCACAAGUCACCGCCCGCUGCACGCAUGCGCAAUCCACGUGUGAAUAGCGCUGGCAGUCGCUUGAUAAGCGGUUCUGCAAAGGCGCGCGCCGCCGCAUCUGCUACAGUGACAGCCCAGCAACAGCAGGAUGAAAUGGUGAAGUGCACCACAACUAGAAAUGGUGGCGUUGCCGUGAGUGGCAGCAAUGGGCAAGCACAACUACAACGCAGCGCCAGCACGGUGAGCGGUCUAACGGUGCGUCCGUACAGCAGUCCGGCAGGUCUGCAUGCGUACACAGGCAAAGUGCCCGGCUCGGUGCCAUCGUCCGUCCAUGGCUCGCGCGUAGACCUGCGCGAUCCGGAUAAGGGUUCGGCAAUUUAUUUGGGCUGCUCGGCACCACGCAAUUCGACACUGUCGCUGUCUUCACGCACCUCUUCGGGCAGUUCGGCGCCACCAUCGCCGGUGCGCACGCCGCCAGUGAGCCCGCGGCACGGCAUAAGAAGGGCUGCUACUGUGGUGAAAAAGCAACAGCAAAGGUGAAACAACUGCAAAGCCUGAUAAUGGCCCGUCGCAACGAUCAUUGCUGGAGCAAUCAAAACGCACUACUUUUCGUCGGCAAAAGUGAAGCGAUUAAAAGCGAGUGCUCACGAGCGGCUUUUGCUAAUUUUUGGCGUACUAAUUGCGGGCUAGAAACCGCAAAGCAAGCUAACUGUCUUUGUAUAGGUUCCUUAAAUUUGGUAGACUGUUUAGGAUCAUUGUUUUUAAAUUGUCAAAAGUUCAAAACGUUGGAACACUGUUAAUUGACAAUUGCUAGGGUAACCAGGAGCAUUUUCCCGCGCUUAGCUUACACUUGGCAUAGAAUCUUCAAAAACUCAAAGCAAUUACUUACGUAGUACUAAGGACAUAAGAACUUAGCAAAUAUAGUUUUUUUUACAAUACUAAACUACUAAUUAAUUUACUGUUGCUUAGAUGUACAUACAUAUAUGCAGACAUACAGACAUACCGUAUAUAUAGCAUAAGAUAGAAGCUUGCGAAAAUGUGAAAUUGUGAAAACGAAAAAUUAAGAAAAAUGCAAUUAUUAACAAUUUUCAGAACCGAUUCAAC
Molecule: messenger RNA, 2955 nt
Organism: Bactrocera tryoni
Lineage: Eukaryota; Metazoa; Arthropoda; Insecta; Diptera; Tephritidae
Product: dual specificity protein phosphatase 15
Exons: 7
Coding region: 811-2391 (526 amino acids)
Biological process (GO): protein dephosphorylation
Cellular component (GO): cytosol
Molecular function (GO): protein tyrosine/serine/threonine phosphatase activity
Source: RefSeq, a predicted model, not a curated record